CAACGCUGCCUAUAAAGUUAGAAAGUUCCUAGAAUAUGAGAAACAAGCGCCGACUUUUCCACUGUUCCAUUUUCUCUCAUCCUAAAGUUGUUGAAAACACAUUCUCUCUGAAAUGGCGGAACCUUCAGCAAAGAUCCUUAGACAAACCCUAGAUGGAGAAGCUGAUAACAUUGAUAGACUCAGUGCACUUCCAGAAUCUGUUCUUCUCUCCAUUCUCUCACGCUUGGAACUCAAAGAAGCUGCAGCCACCUCAGUUUUAUCCACAACCUGGAGAGACCUUUUCUUACAACUUCCCAACAUUUGGUUAAAUUUUCAUAUCUAUGGCAAUCCUUCUGACCAUCCAAGACUGUUUCACAUCUUCACACUCUUUGCUAAUAGAGUGCUUCGAGAGAGAAACCCGGAGGCACCCAUUAGGUUUCUCAAGGUAUGUGUGAGGAAUUUCACUCAAAGGAUGGAAGAAGAUUAUACAUCAUUGUUGAUGUCUGCAGCUGUUGCAGUGUCCACUUACAAGGUGUACCAAUUUGAUCUUCGUCUUACCUGUAGUUUAUUAAUUGCGUCAUUGGAGAUUGCUAUUCCACCUGCAAUGUUUGCAUCAGAUACCCUAACUAGUCUGCGUCUAACCAUUUCUGCGGGGUGGGAUGUUCCGGAAAAUGUUUGGUUGCCCAAUGUAAUCAAUGUUCACUUCAUUCCAUAUACAUUGAUGCAUGAGAAUUCCACUCAGAGGUUUCUCGAUGGGUGCCCUAGGCUACAAGAUCUGAUGCUUAUGAUAGGGAUCAUAUCGAACUAUGAGAUUAAAGUCAAAACUCUUCGCAUGUCAAGUUCCUCUUUGAAAAGUCUGAGGCUUGGUUGGGAUCAGAUGGAUGAAACAGAGACUAUGAGUAUAAUUGUGAAGUCUGAAAGCCUUCUGAGGUUGACAUUAUCUCUUACGGGAGGUCACAAAGUGAAUGUGGAUGCACCAAAUCUGAGUUUCUUCUCCAUUACUGGUGAAGUACGUGAAUUGAACAUGACUCAAAAUUCUCCUUCGAUUGAUGAGGCUGUUGUAGAUGUUGAAUAUACUAUUCAGUCCGCAAUACACUCUCAAAACGCUUCCACCUUUAUGAGAGCUUUGGAAAACGCGAGAGUACUUGACAUAUCAGAAGGCAUCAUGAAGGCUCUAUAUGAUUCUACAUCGGCGAUGCCCAUUUUCAGAAACUUGUACAUGUUAAGGCUUAUCCCUGAUUAUUAUGAUGAUGUUAGCCGUAGCAGAAUUCAACAGGUGUUAUUCAACUUGUUGGAGCAUUGUCCUAACCUUCGAGAGAUUUUCUUUGAGAAAGUGAUGGUCUUUGAUGACAUCCACAACUACAUUCCUGUCAAUUUUGAAUCUGCUUUCCCUCCUAGCAUGGUUCAAAAUUUGAAGAAUUUAGAAAUAUUUGAUUUCCGAUGCCGAAACAUAGAAUACAAGCUGGUGGAAUUUUUCAUGAAGAAUGGACAAUCUUUAGAGAUUGUUUCUCUGAGAAAAGAUAAUGUGAGGGGAAGUUGGACACCAAACGAAGAAGGGAGAAUUCUCUCCGUCAUGACGUGCUCAGAAGAAUGUGAUAUUUUGUUCAGACAUAAGUCGGAGUCAAAGAUUAUAUACAGAAGGAAUUUGGAUUCCCCAUGAUUGUCCACGGCAACGACUCUAUCUCUUUAAAAGUAUGUUAUUUUAUUGCGUUUUUAAUAUUGUCUGUCAUAUUCUACUGCAUGCUCCAUUGUCGAACACCACUGUUCUGGUUCCUUGGACAGCCAACUGAGCUUUUACUUUUUGCAUGUAUUUAGACAACCAACCUACUUAGUCCACCAUUUCAUGGUGGGUUGAGUCGGAUUUUUAUAUUUCUGGUUUAUCGAGGUAAGAGUUGAGGUAAUUGUUUUUUCAAUUAGGAUUAUCUUCAAGGAAAUCGCUUGAAGCUUGAAAACUGUAUGUGAAACGCAAUCCAAAAAUCCUAUUUUUUAAUA
Vigna unguiculata (cowpea) is the source of this 1971-nucleotide messenger RNA. RefSeq names its product F-box/LRR-repeat protein At4g14103-like. Gene Ontology annotation, molecular function: protein binding. The record is from RefSeq and is a predicted model, not a curated record. NCBI's taxonomy places the organism in Eukaryota, Viridiplantae, Streptophyta, Magnoliopsida, Fabales, Fabaceae.